AUGGGCUGGCUUUUCCUAAAGGCUUUGACAGUGGGGUUGAGUGUCUUGGGAUUGUUUUAUCCUCUUGUGGAUUUUCGCUCCAGUGAGAAAAGCAGAGGCCAGAAACCAAAUUUCGUGGUCAUUUUGGCUGAUGACAUGGGGUGGGGUGACCUAGGAGCAAACUGGGCUGAGACUAAGGACACGACCAACCUUGAUAAGAUGGCCAUGCAAGGAAUGAGGUUUGUGGAUUUCCACGCGGCCGCGUCCACUUGCUCACCCUCCCGCGCCUCCCUGCUCACCGGCCGGCUGGGUCUUCGCAAUGGAGUCACCCACAACUUCGCGGUCACCUCGGUUGGGGGCCUUCCACGCAACGAGACAACGUUGGCCGAGGUGCUGCGGCAGGCUGGCUACGCGACUGGCAUAAUAGGCAAAUGGCAUCUUGGGCACCAUGGAUAUUUUCACCCCAACUUUCGUGGUUUUGAUUACUACUUUGGAAUCCCAUAUAGCAAUGACAUGGGCUGCACCGAUACCCCCGCCUACAACCACCCUCCUUGUCCAGCAUGUCCACGGCGGAGCGGGCCAUCACGGACUCCCGACAGGGACUGCUACACGGACGUGGCCCUUCCGCUCUACGAGAACCUUGCCAUCGUGGAGCAGCCGGUGAACUUGAGCAGCCUGGCACGGAGGUAUGCCGAGAAAGCCACCCAGUUCAUCCAGGACGCCAGCACCAGCGGGAGGCCCUUCCUGCUGUACGUGGCCCUGGCCCACAUGCACGUGCCCUUGCCCCGGACUCAGCCAGCAGCUGACCCGCCAGGCUGGAGGCCGUACUCCGCUGCCCUUCGGGAGAUGGACUGGCUGGUGGGCCAGAUCAAGGACAAAGUUGACCACACAGCAAAGGAAAACACGUUCAUCUGGUUCACAGGUGACAAUGGCCCGUGGGCUCAGAAGUGUGAACUGGCAGGAAGCAUGGGUCCCUUCACAGGACUGUGGCAAACCCGUCAAGGAGGAAGCCCAGCCAAACAGACCACAUGGGAAGGAGGACACCGGGUCCCAGCCUUGGCUUACUGGCCUGGCAGAGUCCCCGCCAAUGUCACCAGCACUGCCUUGUUAAGCGUGCUGGACAUCUUCCCCACCAUCGUGGCCCUGGCCCAGGCCAGCCUGCCCUCGAACCGGCGCUUUGAUGGGCUCGAUGUCUCUGAGGUGCUCUUUGGUCAGCUGCAGACUGGACACAAGGUGCUUUUCCACCCCAACAGUGGCGCGGCCGGAGAGUAUGGAGCCCUGCAGACCGUGCGCCUGGAGCAUUACAAGGCCUUUUAUGUCACCGGUGGAGCGAGAGCCUGUGAUGGGCGUGUGGGACCAGAGCAACGGCAUGAGCUCCCGCUCAUUUUCAACCUGGAAGACAACUUGGCCGAAGAUGUGCCCCUGGAGAGAGGUGGUCAUGAAUACCAGGCCGUGCUGCCCGAGGUCAGGCGGGCACUCGCCGACGUCCUGCAGGACAUCGCCAAUGACAACAUCUCCAGCGUGGAUUACACUCAGGACCCCUCGGCCACCCCCUGCUGUGACCCCCACCACACGGCCUGCCGCUGCCUGACCACGUAG
This is a messenger RNA of Elephantulus edwardii (Cape elephant shrew), 1578 nucleotides long. RefSeq names its product arylsulfatase G (gene ARSG). Bases 1 to 1578 code for a protein of 525 amino acids. Gene Ontology annotation, molecular function: arylsulfatase activity. The transcript is spliced from 11 exons. The record is from RefSeq and is a predicted model, not a curated record. NCBI's taxonomy places the organism in Eukaryota, Metazoa, Chordata, Mammalia, Macroscelidea, Macroscelididae.